CCUUUUGCACUUUAAGAGAUGAUCUAGCAAUUCAUGGGACCUCGCGGUACCCACGUUGUACUAAGUAUUCAGGCGGUCUUAAUGUUGGUAUCUACUUAUCUAUUGAAUCCUUCAUGUAAAGGUCUAAGGAUUUACCCUCUAGUUUAAGAAUUGAUUGUUUAUAGAAUUCACUCGGAUGCGCGUUAUCCAUGUUCGUUCUUUGAUUAAUCGUGGGUGCUUUUGCUUUAGGAAUAUUUUGAUAAAAUUCGCGUAUUGUUAUUCUGGCUGUUUAAGACUCAGCAAUACAAGCUCAAGAAAAAUAUCAACAUACCGCUCCACUGGGUCCUUGUUGUCGAUUUUAAUAAUAAAAAAGACGACGAUAAAUUGUAAAACGGCACAAAUCAACCACUACAUAGAUUGCCUUUACAGGCCCACUUUCUUUUCAACUAAUAUCGAUCGUUAAGGUUUAAGGAAAACCUUUUCUGAAAUUAUUUUAAUCUAGUUUUCCAUCAAUCAAAUAUCAUUUAGGGCCUACAUGAAAUCAAUACAUGUGUAUGAUAAAAAUCAUAUGUCAAUUCAGGCAAAUGUAUUCCAUGAAUUUUUUGUUUUUCAGUACUAGCAAUAUUUUUUUAUCGGCUGGUUUAUAUAUCCAUUUAUCUAUGUGUUGAUUGAUGUAGGACACCCAGGUCAUUGGUAAAAUUCUGGAUCCGCCACUAGUAAUUGCAUAAUAAUUGCUGUAGGAUACAUGUACAUUUAUUGGUUUAUGCAACAUUUUAAUGACUACCGGUCCGCGAGCUUCCUGAAAAUGAGAGCCCUGUUUUUACGUUUAUAAAGUUAGAGAUAUGAACAGUCUGUAAUGGUUAAGUGUACGGAGCAAAUUCUAAAAGUUAGAUUUAAAUAUCCAGUAAAAAAAAAAACCAUGUUCAUUCCUCCGUGAAGUUCCGCUUACGAACAAUAUAUACAACUGUAUAGGGCCCAGACGAAGAGAUAAAUAUAAGAUUUGCCACGUUGUCAAACAAACUAAACUUAGCAAGACGGAUUUAGCAGAUCAAUAUAGAAUCAUUUGUUACAUAAGGAGGAUUUCAAUCUAAACUAUUGCUUGGUUUUGAACCGGAGCGGUUUGCUCUUUAGUCAUAAGAUAGUUGACCAUGACCGACUUGUUAGUAUUUCAGUUUACGAUUGAUCAGCUGUUUUGUGGAGGAUCUUAUCUACAGACAAUACAAACUUAUUGAUUUCUGGCAGUCAGCAUAAUUUAUCGGGAGAAAAUGCUGCCAUGAAAUACGUGGUUUAACUGAUGGCAGGUGAAAUGAAUGUGAAAGUUUUUGUCUAACUCGAUCUGAUGUAAAUAUUCGCCAUGGAAUUGUCUUCCAAACUAAGUGACGUAUGGGUCACACUUAACCGUAAGAAAAAAGUCACGGAGGAUUUCCACGAGACCCCGCUAAAACGAUGUCUCAGUACUCUGGACUUGACCCUGCUAGGGAUAGGACACAUGAUAGGGGCUGGAAUCUAUGUUCUGACAGGAACUGUCGUCAAAGACCUAGCUGGACCCUCGGCCAUUUUGUCUUACGUGUUCGCAGCAUUUGCUGCCAUAUUGGCCGCACUGUGUUAUGCUGAGUUUGGGGCUAGGGUACCGAAAGCUGGAUCCGCCUAUUCAUACACAUACGUGACGCUCGGAGAGAUAUGGGGGUUCAUAAUUGGAUGGAACAUUUUACUUGAACACCUUCUAGGAGCGUCUUCUGUUGCUAGGGCUUGGAGUGGUGGUCUAGACUCGAUAUUCAAUGGUGCUAUAAAAAAUUCUACACUAAAGCAUGUAGGGUAUCUCAGCCACAACAACGAGUGGAUAUCGGAUUAUCCGGAUUUUGUGGCGUUUGCUGCAACCAUCCUAGUUUUCCUUGUGGUGGCAACUGGUGCAAAAUUUGCUAUGAACUUCAACAAUUUCUUUACAAUCAUUAAUUUAAUCGUGAUAGUGAUCAUCAUUGUUAUGGGGUUCUAUUAUGCCGAUGUAAAGAACUGGUCAGACCACGGUGGAUUUUUUCCACACGGAUUCGGGGGCACAUGGGCAGGGGCUGCCACUUGCUUCUACGCUUAUAUCGGAUUUGAAGGAGUGGCAACUGCUAGCGAAGAAGCCAAAAAUCCCGAGAAAUCUGUACCCAUUGCAACAAUCUUAUCACUGGGAAUCGUCACCGUUUUGUAUGUGCUGGUGACGUGUGUUUUAACCUUGAUGGUUCCAUACACCGAUGUCAACCCAACAGCAGCAUUCCCAUUUGCGUUCGCACAACAAGGCGCAGAAUGGGCGAAAUAUGUCGUGGCGCUGGGUACAUUGUUUGGAAUAACAACCUCCCUGUUAGGGGGUGCAUUUUCUUUACCAAGAGCGGUCUAUUCAAUGGCUUCAGACGGAUUGCUGUUUCAGAUCUUUGCCUACGUUCAUCCCAAAACCCAAACCCCAAUAUGGGGGAUUCUCUGCUUUGGAUUUCUUUCUGCUUUAAUGGCCCUUCUUUUUGAAAUAGAAACUCUUGUAGAGUUUAUGUCUAUUGGAACCAUCCUAGCGUAUACAAUUGUUGCUGUCUCUGUCAUAAUUCUUCGAUAUGCCCCAGUUCAUAAAUGUCAAUUCAAACUAAAACCUCAAGAAGAGGCUCCGAUCGAUGACGUCAGCAUGACUGAAGACAGUGCAAUCAUGAAGAAAUCCAAAAGCCAUGACGACUUUGGCAAACUGAAGGAUCAUUUGAGACAUUUACCAAUAUUGAAAUCCUUUGAUCCCGGAAAUGCAACAAUAUUAGCUAUCUUACUAAUGUUGGCUGCAAUAAUUUGUUUCUGUGCAAUUUUAGUGCCCGGGUACGGGUAUUUGGCAGAAGGUGCUUGGUGGGCUAUUACACUGGAAAUUGUUUUUGGUGCGAUAAUAGUCUUGUGUUUUCUUGUUCUGAUUGCCCAUGAAAAGAACAAUGCCUUCCUUACUUUUCAAAUACCCCUGGUACCACUGAUUCCCUGCCUCAGCAUUUUCUGCAACAUUACCUUGAUGAUGAAGCUUAACUACUUAACCUGGAUACGACUGGCAAUAUGGCUGGCAAUAGGCCUGUUGUUGUAUUUUCUGUACGGGGUUUGGCACAGCCGGGAGCGACAUACUUCCCAGUACGGAGAAAUUGUGGGCUACACAGGGGACGCUAGUAUUUCAUGUAGCACCAUCAGCAAAAUGGAGGAGGAAAUCAUAGAACAACAGCCUAAACGUACCGAAGGCGAACAAGUCCAUAUAGGCGUGGGAGUCGACGAUUUGUGAUUAGCUUAUGGUGUAGUUGUAGUAUUUUAAUCAAUAAGAAAAAGAACGAGACAUUUGUUAAAGGGUAUCUGUAUUCGAUUAUCCAAAACUGACAUAAGAGGGAACUGGUAGGGGAUCAACAUACACACACUGCACGUAUUUUCAUAGGGAGUCGCACUUUUGGCAAGAUAAAAAACAACCGUCUUUAAAAAAAGAUAAUGCUCAAAAUCAUAAAUAGGGCAAUCCUUCAGUGCAUGAAUUUAAUUCAUAGGUUGAAGCUAACAUUUCCACUACCUUUUAGUAAUUGUCAUUUUAAAAAGUAGGAAGGGGGCAACCAGCCGGCGAAUCAAACUUUGCAUGUAAAUGUAUAUUAUAAUGUAAUACCCUUUGCAUGUAAAAUAAGUUAAAUGACGGAAAAGUACAUUGUCCAAAACAAAAAAGGGGGAAGGCACACACCCUACGUGCCUGAUUUAGCCGAGGAGACUUAGUUGAAAUGAUAUUGGGUUUCCUUGCUGGUUGUACAAUUUACUUUUGGUCAAUUUCUAAUCUUGAACGAAGAAAUGACAAUUUAAACUCUACCAAAGUCAAUGGACAAUUCAAUUUCAAAAUAUCGUCAUAUAAGAAUUGCAUUGUCAGGGGUAUGAAUAGAUACAUGUAUGUUGAAUCCUAACCUAUGGUUAAACGUGGAGUAUGAAUAAAUUGUUACAUCAAUCACCUGUAAUUAUGUAAAUUGUAAAUGAUAGAAGGAUAUCGAACAAAUCGCUCCAGUCUACAGUACAUUUCUUGUGAGAACACUUCGUACGUAAUUAUUUCGAGAUAACUCUGUCCUCACUAAGUGCAAAAAUGUAAUAACUCAUUUUUAUUCAUAAAUCAUUAUGGUAUACACUUGACAAAUUCCAGCUGGGGAGCCCCCCCCCCCCCCCCCCCCCCCUUAGAUCCCCGCGCAUGACAUGUCUCUACAAUCUACAUUAUUGUGGAGACCAUGUUUAAGUAUGUCGGUAUAGUGGUAAAUUGAAUUAGUGAGUAGUUUUAGGUUGCACAGCUCCAUCAAGCUGUCUCGGGAAAUAUGGAUUAUCCAAUCUUCGUGACGUGUAUAAUAGGACUGGUAAUUCACAUUUAGACCGUAAGUCCUCUUUUGGGGGAUUUCUCCAUGCAAUCUCCAAUUUGCUUGCAAAAUCACGAAAGUUGGAAAUUGCAAACAAACUAGCUCAGAGAUUUCUAGUAUCUACAAGCACCAGUUGUGUGCUCAGAAGUAUCUGGUGAAUACACAACAAGAAUCCUGAACUUCUGACCUGUUGACAUCAAUAACAUGAUACAGCAUUGUGUUUUAGCCUUUCUUUUAUACAAUAGAAAUAUUUAUAAUUGAAUGCUGUUCGUUUGAUAUGGGCCAUUAUGCUGUUUCUUUAUGUGUAUCUGGAUUUAUAACAGCACCGACUUUUCAUUUUCACAUGAAAUAUAAACAAAUGAUGUCUAGUUCGUCCCUCAUCAACAAUGAAGCGUGGUGUGAGUUCUACGAGGAAUUUGUACAAUAAGUACGAGGGCGAGUCAAUAAGUAACCAGCCUAACUUAUUUCCGGUUGAGAUCCACCUCUUCUUUUUCGAUGUAAUUGCCCUCUAGUGUGAUGCACUUAGACCAUUAGUCGUAGUUAUUAUACAAAUUACUCUGGCUAUCCUUCCGUUGUUUUCAUGUCUAUAGAUAAAUCCACACCUAUAUCUACAGUCUAUACAUAAAUCCACACCUAUAUCUACAGUCUAUAUAUAAAUCCACACAUUAUAUCUACAAUCCAUUGACCAGUACCAAUUACAGUAUAUCGUCGGUAUUUCAUUGUAUCAUUAAUGACUGUUGGUUAUGGCCUGACUUCUGUAUAAAAUGACGUAUUCGCCAAAUGUUAACUUGUUGUUUUAGAAUAUUAUUUCAGAGAUAUAUCUUUAUUGCUGUUGUCUUUGAAUAAAAGAAGCAAAUGUU
Messenger RNA from Ostrea edulis (European flat oyster), 5194 nucleotides. Its product is annotated as cationic amino acid transporter 4-like. Gene Ontology annotation, biological process: amino acid transport; transmembrane transport. Gene Ontology annotation, molecular function: amino acid transmembrane transporter activity. Bases 1334 to 3250 code for a protein of 638 amino acids. NCBI's taxonomy places the organism in Eukaryota, Metazoa, Mollusca, Bivalvia, Ostreida, Ostreidae. The record is from RefSeq and is a predicted model, not a curated record. Gene Ontology annotation, cellular component: plasma membrane. The transcript has 5 exons.